Molecule: messenger RNA, 1654 nt
Organism: Haplochromis burtoni (Burton's mouthbrooder)
Lineage: Eukaryota; Metazoa; Chordata; Actinopteri; Cichliformes; Cichlidae
Product: zinc finger CCHC domain-containing protein 7
Exons: 8
Coding region: 7-1473 (488 amino acids)
Molecular function (GO): zinc ion binding; nucleic acid binding
Source: RefSeq, a predicted model, not a curated record
CUGAUUAUGGAGCACACUGAGGAAAAUGAAGCUGAUGAUGGGCAGGAGGGCUCCGAAGACUUCUUUAUUCGGGGGUCCAGCAGUUCAGAAGACGAAGGAGGGUGUAUGAGACAUUCGAUGAGCUGCAAACAAGCUGCACGGCAGAGCAGAGAAAGCUCCCCUCCGCUCCUCCUGGUCUUUCCAUUCUCCUCUGGAGGAAAAAGGGCUCUGCUGGACGCUGAGCUGGAAGUGUCUUCUAGUGAUGACCUACAGGACGAUAAAGAUGAGGAUCAGCCCAUAGAGGACUGGAUGAUCCUGGAAGGGGAGGAACAGGUGGAGGACUCAAACAUCCAGCUCAAUCUGAGCUACAGGAACAGCUCCGGGGAGGAAUUAGAUGAUGAAGAUUUGAAGGGCAACAUGCGAAAAUCAGUAAAAGAAAGCUGGGCUGUAUCUGUGAAAGACAAGGUAACUUUUGAGAGUGGCGCGGAUCAGUCUCUGACCAGCCGUUAUUUCUCGCCUGGUUGUUCCCUGUUCUGUCGUGCAUGCAACAGGACAGGACACCUUGCCAAAAGCUGCUCCUUCCGCAAGAAAUAUCCUAUAUGUGUCCUUUGUGGGAUCCAAGGUCACAUCCAAAGGAAAUGUCCAAGUCGCCCCUGUGGUAGAUGUGGACUGCCUUCACACGGGCUCAAGCCAUGUGAUCUGCCUCCAGUAUGGAACCAGCACUGCCUGCGCUGCGGGAUGACAGGGCACCUUUCUGAUGCUUGCCCCGAUACAUGGAGACAAUACCACUUGACAAUUAGGGUAGCGGUUCCCCUCAGGCCACAGGCAAGCCACAGCCUCCAUCACAGGAAGUGCCGCAUUCAUUGUUACAACUGCUCUAAAAGAGGACAUUACGGUUAUGAGUGCACUAAAAGGAGGAUGGUUACGGGCACUUUUCCAUCAUUGCCUUAUGUUUACCAAUAUGACACCAGGGAAGACAUUCUCCAACUUCGGACCAGGCGAGAGGAAAGAGUUAAAGAGCCUGCACAUGUUUUCUCAGACCUGUCUGAAAAAACAGGGGCGAGCGGUGAGGAGAAUCAAUCAGUCCAGGGGUGGACAAGGACAAAGAAGGAGCUGCACACCCGAGCUGGCACGAGGAAGACGUGGCAAGAGAGGCGCAAGGAGAGACGAGAGGUGAAGCGUCUGAGGAGGGAAGCUCAGGCCAGGCGGGAAGGAGGACUACUGAUAAAGUCCUGCUGUAGCUCUGAUGACGAAGUCUAUCCCAGAGUCCCCUUUAGUCGGCCCGAUGACAGGCAAAAACAGUCCACUGCACCUCCACAGAAGAAAAGGAGGGAUGAGACGGGUGGCAAAAAGAGCAAGAAGAGCAGAGAGGCAGAAAGGUGGAAGAAAAGAGGAGGGGUAAAACGUGGGUAUUUGUAUCCCCAUGCUGACAUAGAUAUCAGGAGUGUAAAUCUUCUUUCCCCAAAACAAAGAGUACGCCACAGAAAAAAAUGAUAGCUGAUCUUUUUUUAAUGCAUUUAUUUUUUUAGGUGCUAAUAAAUGUAACAAGUUUGCAAAUAAGUCAUUUUGUGUCUGUGAUCUUUUGAUGUGUUAUUUAUCAACAUUUAAUGACAGUACAGAAAACUGAAAAUUAUACAGGAAUGUACUUUGGUACUUAAUAUUUAGUUUUGUAGUU